AUGCGGCCCCGUUGUAUUCCCUGCGAUCGAUAUUUCAAUAGCGACACAAGCCUGAACCAGCACAAACGAACCUCACUUGCACAUGCCUUCAAUUGUAACCCUUGCAAUCGUCGUUUCGAUAGUGAAGACGCCCUGCAGCAGCACCUACGGUAUUCACCAGCGCAUGCCCCCUCCUUUAGCUGUGACGACUGUGAUCGAUCCUUUAACAGCGAAGAGGCCCUGCUGCGGCACCUGCGGGACUCCCCUAAACACCAGCAGGAUACGGAGACCCCUUUGGAUGCCUUUUUCAGCUCUUUCUCAACAUUUCAUUAUGACCCUUCUCUACCACCGGCUACUUCGUAUGCAAAUUUGCGGAGACACGAAGGAUGGCGCCGUGGCAAUUCCACGGCAGACGUUGCAUGGGAUAAAUACCAAAAGGCGCUGCAAAGCGAACUAGAGAUGUGGUAUGGGGCAGAGAACGAUUUGACUGCGUGGCACGUGCUUUGUCGUGCAAUUGGUGUCGAGCCGCUUCCGAAGACAUGUGAGCAAUGCGAGCAGGCUGUACGAAGGACACAUGUUAAUAUUGUUGACUUGAUUGCCUGGGGAAGAAGUGGCAGUGAGGACAAAGUUCAGACCUUUCGCGACGUGGCAGAACUACGGGCCUACACUAAAGAGACCGGCAAGAUAUUUCGCAACCCGUUCGACCAAGAAAGUGGUAAUGUGGUCUUGAGACACCUGCUUCGAAACAUCUUCCGAGAAAGUUUGUAA
Lachnellula hyalina is the source of this 747-nucleotide messenger RNA. It is a transcript of the gene ZNF274, whose product is annotated as Neurotrophin receptor-interacting factor-like protein. The transcript is spliced from 2 exons. Lineage: Eukaryota; Fungi; Ascomycota; Leotiomycetes; Helotiales; Lachnaceae. Bases 1 to 747 code for a protein of 248 amino acids. The record is from RefSeq and is a predicted model, not a curated record.